Acaromyces ingoldii is the source of this 2403-nucleotide messenger RNA. RefSeq names its product WD40 repeat-like protein. Lineage: Eukaryota; Fungi; Basidiomycota; Exobasidiomycetes; Exobasidiales; Cryptobasidiaceae. The transcript is spliced from 8 exons. The record is from RefSeq and is a predicted model, not a curated record. The coding region runs from base 1 to 2154 and encodes 717 amino acids. Gene Ontology annotation, molecular function: protein binding. Gene Ontology annotation, biological process: proteasome-mediated ubiquitin-dependent protein catabolic process. Gene Ontology annotation, cellular component: Cul4-RING E3 ubiquitin ligase complex.
AUGUCGGACCAUGAGCUCGAUGAGAGGCAGCGGACCAACGAUCUCCUCGAAUCGAUGAUUUCACAGCUCGAAAGCGACGAGGACGAUGACGAUCCGCGGACAGAAUGGAUGGUGCCGCUGGAUGAAGAGGAUGGUGAGCAGGGUCAAGACGAGGGAGAGGACGAGGACGAAGACGAUGACGACGAUGAGGACUUCUACAUUGACGAAGAUGAAUUCGACGAGGAGUUCAUGGAAGACGAGGAUGCAUUUCUGGAGAUGGAGGCGGACGAAGUCGAAGAAGGAGACGGCGACGACGACGAGGAUCAGGAUGGCGAUUUUUCGGCUCUCCUUCAAGCCGUGGCUGCCAGAAUGGGAGACGAUGGCCAAGGCGAAGGCAACGGAGCGGCCGAGGUACUCAGAAGACUGUUUGCGAGCGGCCGUAUUCAGAUCCGACGGGCACAUGCAGCUGCGCAGGGAGGAGGUGAUGAUGAUGAUGAUGACGACGACGAAGAGAGCUAUUCCUAUGGAGGGAUGGGUCGGAGAGGUCGUGCAACCCCGAUCAAAGACUUUUGGGACCCGGUCAAAGAGCCCAUCAAAGCAGGCCAGGAGCUCUACUAUGGUGGCGAGUUCGGCAGACCGCCUCCACGACCACUUGGGGCCCCUCAAAGCGCAUUCCAGCCCUCUUACAACCUCGUCGACAAGCUCGCAAGCCGGAGAUGUGCACUGAGCCGGAUAGAAAAGGACGAACUAUUUGACUAUGUUCCCAACUCAAACGGGACUGAGGUGGCCAAGUAUCCUGCUCGAAGCUACUGCGGCCAAUACUCGGAGGACUCUUCGUUCUUUUACACUUGUACCCAGGAUUUCAAGGUCCAUCUCUACGACACCACAGCAAGCCCCUCGAGGGUGGUGAGGAGACAUGCAGACGCCGACUCGAGGCGGACUCGGUAUCAUGUCUCGAUGGCCACGGACCACUUUACCUCCCUCAAGCCAAUCAAGACGAUUCAGGGUCGUCAUGGCACCUGGACUGUAACAGAUGCCAACUUGUCACCCGACAACAAGUGGAUGAUUUACUCGUCCAUCAAUCCUUACGUCCACCUGGUUUCCACCACACAAGACAUCGAGUCGGGAGGCCGAAGCCACAACGAGCAGCAAGUCAUGCUCGACUUCAGCAACCGCGAAGACGAUGAGGCAGGGAUUUGGUCCAUCCGAUUCUCGGGUGACUCGCGCGAGAUUGUAGCAGGCGCUCACUUUGGUGAGAUUUAUGUCUUUGACAUCGAAGCGCGCAAGAGAGUCUUGAAGGUCGAGGGCCAUGCCGACGACGUGAACGGCGUCGCCUUUGCCGAUUCAGCGAGCAGCAAUGUCUUGAUCAGCGGCAGUGACGAUUCCUUCGUCAAGGUCUGGGACCGACGGUCUCUCUCUGGAGGAAAGCCAGCAGGAGUUCUGCCCGGCCACACCGAGGGCAUCACGUUUGUCGCGCCGAAGGGCGAUGGACGGUACUGCAUAUCCAACGGCAAGGACCAGAGCACCAAGCUGUGGGACUUGCGCAUGAUGGUCAGCAGCCAAGACUUCGACCGCAUGCCAAAGGUGCACUACGGCCUCCGUCAGUGGGACUAUCGCAGCAUGCCCUACAAGAAGCCACGUUACCAGGCACAUCCCGAGGAUCGCUCCGUCAUGACGUACCGAGGCCACGCCGUUCUGCGCACCCUUAUUCGAUGUCACUUCAGCCCCAUUGCUACGACGGGCCAAAGGUACAUCUACUCGGGCAGCGCAGACGGUCGCAUCCACAUCUGGUCCUUGGACGGCCAGGUCGUCCAGGUCCUCGAUCGGUCAAAGGCGGUGCCACUAAAGCAGCUCAACGGCGAGGCGUCGGACCCCUCGGCGCCGAUUCCAUCGCAGAGAGAGACAUUGUCUGCAAGGCAGCGUCAGGAAGAGGAAUCGAGAAUGGCGGCAGAUAGGUAUCGGCGACCAUACAUGUACUCUGGUGGCGGCGCCCAGAGCACCACGGUCCGAGACGUCAGCUGGCACAGCUCCGAACCGGCCCUCAUGUCAACGGCCUGGGACGGGCCUGCUGGAGAGGAGGGUAGCGUGGCCAAGCACGAAUGGAAGGGCUUCGGAAAGAAUGGUCUCAACCUUGAGGACGCCAUCGAGAGGUGCAGACAAGAGUCGGCACGCUGAAUAUUUUGUAUCUUCUCCUUCACACAUACUCCUGUUCCCACCACCCAUAAUUGUAAUUGUCUCAUUAUUUUGCUUUGUGAUGCUGCAGUUAAGUUAACGAGGACCUUUACGAAGGAGGAGCGCUAGCAUCACGCUCGUUGCGCCAGAGAGGGAGAACCAGGUGGCGGCAUAGACGGCAUGCUGGUUACGCAGCUCGACGGUCGCCGGCCUUCCAAUAGGUUGUCCCUUUUCCAGCAACUGCGACGCUUC